Myotis brandtii (Brandt's bat) is the source of this 7715-nucleotide messenger RNA. Its product is annotated as E3 ubiquitin-protein ligase RNF213. Lineage: Eukaryota; Metazoa; Chordata; Mammalia; Chiroptera; Vespertilionidae. The annotation marks the transcript as partial. Gene Ontology annotation, biological process: ubiquitin-dependent protein catabolic process; negative regulation of non-canonical Wnt signaling pathway; sprouting angiogenesis. The transcript has 29 exons. The record is from RefSeq and is a predicted model, not a curated record. Gene Ontology annotation, molecular function: metal ion binding; ubiquitin-protein transferase activity; ATP hydrolysis activity. Gene Ontology annotation, cellular component: membrane; nucleolus; cytosol.
GGAAGUCUCUCUACGUGAAGAGAUUGCAUGAAACUCUGAAAAUGAAGUUUACUGGGAAAAACGUGCCUCUCAAAAUUAUUCGACUGAUUGACCCUCAGGUAGAUGAGAACCAGGUCCUGGGCUCCCUGCUGCCUUUCCUGGGCGCCGAGUAUCAGACGAGCCCCGUGAUAUUCCACCUGGACGUGACCUCCUCGGUGCAGGAUGGGGUCUGGGCGUUUCUCUUCAAGCUCCUGGUGCUACAGUACUUAAUGGACUCAAACGGGAAAAUGUGGCUUCGGAGCCCGAGCCACUUAUAUGUCAUCGAAAUCCUGGAAGGGCAAUCGGCGCUGCCUACGAGGUCUUCAAAGUUGAGGACACGUGUCCCCCCGUUCAGUCUUCUUGACAUCUUCCCAAAAGUCACCUGCAGGCCCCCCAAAGAAGUGAUCUACAUGGAGCUGAGCCCCGAGCAGCACCUCGAGGAGCCGGGCAUGGACCCCACAGAGUUCUGCAGCGAAACCUUCCAAAGACCUUUCCAGUAUCUGAAGCGGUUCUAUCAGAAACAGAACCUGGACACGUUCCAGUACCAGAAAGGCCGGGUGGAGGGCACCCCUCAGGAAUGCCUGCAGCACCUGCUCUUCUACUGCGGGGUGCUUGACCCCUCCUGGGCGGAGCUCCGCAACUUCGCCCUCUUCCUGAACUGCCAGCUCAGGGACUGCGAGGCCUCCACCUUCUGUGACCCUGCGGUGGUUGGGGACAUACUGAGGGGCUUCAAGAAUUUUGUGGUGACGUUCAUGAUUUUCAUGGCGAGAGACUUCGCCACCCCAACGCUGUGCAUGUCGGAUCAGAGCCCCGGGAAGCACGUGGUCACUAUGGAUGGGGUCACUGAGGAGGACAUAGCCCCGUUCUCUCUCCGCCGGCGGUGGGAGUCGGAGCCACACCCGUACCUGUUCUUCAACGGGGACCACACGUCCAUGACCUUCAUUGGCUUCCACCUGGAGCCCAAGCAGAAGGGCACUUUGGAUGCCAUCGACCACGUGAGUAAGAAAGUGAUCAAGAGGGAUGUCAUGAAUAAGGACCUGUACCAGGCACUGCUGCGGCAGGGAGUGCCCUUCAAUGUGGAUUUUGACGUGCUGCCCAGGCACGAGAAACUAGAGCGGCUCUGCCUGGCACUGGGGAUCCAGCAGCCCGUGGACCCUGACAACACAUACGAGCUCACGACGGACAACAUGCUGAAGAUCCUGGCCAUUGAGAUGCGCUUCCGGAGCGGAAUUCCCGUCAUCAUCAUGGGGGAGACCGGCUGCGGGAAGACCCGGCUCAUCCGCUUCCUCAGCGACCUGCAGCGCGGGGCCUCCAAGGCCAAGACCCUGCAGCUGGUCAAGGUCCACGGCGGGAUGAGCGCGGACAUGAUCUACAACAAAGUCAAGGUGGCAGAGGCCCUCGCCCAACACAACAAGAGCAAAUACGGGCUCGACACCAUCCUAUUCUUUGAUGAGGCCAACACCACGGGCGCCAUCAGCUGCAUCAAGGAGGUCCUGUGUGACCACAUGGUAGACGGGCGGCCGCUGGUGGAGGACUCGGGCCUCCACGUCAUCGCGGCCUGCAAUCCUUACCGGAAGCACUCCCCAGAGAUGAUUGCCCGCCUGGAGGCUGCUGGGCUGGGCUACCGGGUGCGUGCAGAGGAGACGGUAGAACGGCUGGGCUCCAUCCCGCUGCGGCAGCUGGUGUACCGUGUCCACGCACUGCCACCGAGCCUGGUGCCCCUAGUGUGGGACUUCGGACAGCUGAACAACACCACGGAAAGGAUGUACAUCCAGCAGAUCGUGCGGAGGCUGGUGGACACAACCACAAUUGGCCCAGACAAGACGUGCGUGAUCACCAACGUGCUUUACGCCUCCCAGUGCUUCAUGCGGAGAGGAGAGAAUGAGUGCAGCUUCGUUAGCCUCCGGGAUGUGGAGCGCUGCAUGAGAGUCUUCUGGUGGUUCUACGACCACAGCAAGAUGCUUCUGUCCAAGCUGGACACCUUUCACAGCAAGCCUGGUGAUAGCCCCGACAACUCCAAGAGAGACCCCGUGCUCUGGUCCCUGGUGCUGGCCGUUGGGGUGUGUUACCAUGCCUCCCUGGAGAAGCAGGACGAAUACCGCAGAGCCAUCUGUAAGCUCCUCCCGCCGCCCUACGAUAACAGCAAGACCAUACUGGAUGCGAUUGUGCGGACGCAAGACCUCUUCCUGGAGAACGUAUCUUUGAGGAAAACCAUCGCCAAGAACUUAGCCUUGAAGGAGAACUUCUUCAUGAUGGUCAUCUGCAUUGAGCUGAAGAUCCCACUCUUCCUGGUGGGGAAGCCUGGCAGCUCCAAAUCUCUCGCCAAGACCAUCAUGGCAGAAGCCAUGCAAGGCCCAGCUGCCCCCUCGGAGCUCUUCCAGAGCCUGAAGCAGGUCUACCUGGUGUCGUUCCAGUGCAGCCCGCACUCCACCCCUCAGGGCAUCAUGGGCACCUUCAAGCACUGCGCCCGCCUGCAGCAGGGCCGGGACCUGGAGCAGUAUGUCUCUGUCGUGGUGCUGGACGAAGUGGGCCUGGCCGAGGACUCGCCCCAGAUGCCACUCAAGGCCCUGCACCCACUGCUGGAAGACGGGUGCAUUGAAGAUGACCCCGCCCCCCACAAGAAGGUGGGCUUCAUCGGCAUCUCCAACUGGGCCCUGGACCCCGCCAAGAUGAACCGGGGCAUUUUCGUGUCCCGCGGCAGCCCCAGCCAGAGGGAGCUCAUAGAGAGCGCCCGAGGGAUCUGUGCAUCUGAGCCCCUUGUGCAAGAGAGAAUCCAAGGGUACUUCCAGCCCUUGGCCAGCGCCUACGAGGCGGUGUGCGCGAAGCAGGACAAGGAGUUCUUUGGGCUCAGAGACUACUACAGCCUCAUCAAAAUGGUCUUUGCCGCCGCAAAAGCUUCUAACAGGACGUUCUUCCCGCAAGAUAUUGCACAGGCCAUCCUUCGGAACUUCAGUGGCAAAGACGAGAUCCAGGCCCUGGACAUUUUCUCUGACCACUUGCCAGAGGUGAAGCUCACCGCAGAGGUCAGCACCUUGCAGCUGAUCCAGCAGAACCUGUUCGGUGACCUUCCAAGGGCGCCAGGCACGGGGCCAGAGGACUCGGAGUCCCGCUACCUGCUGGUGCUGACCAGGAACUACGUGGCCUUGAAGAUCCUGCAGCGGAUGCUCUUCGCUGAGGACCAGCAGCCCGAGAUCAUCUUCGGGUCCAGCUUCCCGCGGGACCAGGAGUACGCGCAGAUCUGCAGGAACAUCAACCGCGUGAAGAUCUGCAUGGAGACGGGCAAGAUGGUGGUGCUGCUCAACCUGCAGAACCUCUAUGAGAGCCUCUACGACGCCCUCAACCAGUACUACGUCUACCUCGGGGGCCAGAAGUACGUGGACCUGGGCCUGGGGACCCACCGGGUCAAGUGCCGGGUGCACCCCGACUUCCGCCUCAUCGUCAUCGAGGAGAAGGACGUCGUCUGCCAGCAAUUCCCCAUCCCCCUCAUCAACCGGCUGGAGAAGCACUACCUGGACCUCAACACUGUCCUGGAGAAGUGGCAGAAGGACCUUGUGGAGGAGCUCAAGGCCUGGGUGGACAAAUUCAUCGACUUCAAGGCAGUGCAGGAUUCCACCCGGCACACCCGGUACAGCCCUCCUGACGUCUUCAUCGGCUACCACGCAGACACCUGUGCCUCGGUGGUGCUCCAGGUCGUCGAGAGGGUUGGGCCUGGGGCCCCGAGCCACGAGUGUUACCAUAAGGUCCUAGAGGACGCCAAGCUGGUGCUGCUGGACUGUGCCACACCCGAUGCUGUGGUCCGGCUCAGCACCUCCCCCCUGGGCCAGUUUGCUGCACAGUCCCUGUCCCGAGAAUACUAUUAUGGGCAGCAGCACAACUCCUUUGCAGACUUCCUGCAGGCUCACCUCCGUGGGUCGAGUCCGAAGUGCCACACCUUCUUCACAGAGAUUACUACUUUCUCCAGACUGCUCACCAGUCACGACUGUGAGAUGUUGGAAUCGGAAGUGAACGACAGGGCUCUGAAACCCAUGAUCCUGUCACUGCAGCAAUUUGACACCAAGCACUCAUUCCUCAAAGAAGUUCGAAACUGUUUGACAAGCACAGCCACACGUAAGAUCCUCAUCAUCCAGACAGAUUUUGAGGACGGUGUUCACAGUGCCCAGCUCAUCGCCUCGGCUAAGUAUUCUGCUAUAAAUGAAAUCAACAAGAUACAAGGAAAUAAGGCCUGCAUCUUUGUCUAUUUCAUCACAAAACUGUCCCGGAUGGAAAGUGGAACGUCCUAUGUGGGAUUCCACGGAGGGCUGUGGCAGUCCGUGCACAUCGAUGACCUCCGGAGAUCCACGACCAUGGUCUCAGAUGUGAUGCAGCUGCAGGAAGUGACCAUCAGCCAGCUAUUUGACCCUGAGUCCGAGGUGGGAUGCGAGGCCAGACAUGGCCAAGAGGAGGCGAUGGGAGUGGAGACCAAUGAACCCGGGCCCACGGCUGCUGUGGACAUGGAGACAGUGGACAUGGAGAUGGACAGUCCAAAGGCCCGGAGAGGCCACACGCAGGCCCUGGACUGUGACAGCCUUCUGCGCAGCUGCAUCCAGAGCGCGGUGGGCCUCCUGCAGGACCCAAGCGAGCGCAGCCAGCGCAACGUGAGGCGCGUGGAGAUCCUGCUCGGCCUCCUCAGUGAGGACGCAGACAACGCGUGCAAAGCCUCCUUCUCACGGGUGGCCAAGGUGCGCAUCCAUGACUUGCUGCGGCAGCAGGAGGAGAGCUGUGUGUUCAGCAGGAAGGAGUGGGUUGUGCAGGAGGCCUCCAACCCUGACGCCCUGCAGGAGGCAGGCACCUUCAGGCACGCCCUCUGGAAGCGGAUCCAGGGCGUGGUGACCCCUCUCCUGGCCAGCAUGGUGUCCGUCAUCGACAGAGACAGCAACCUGGAACUGCUGGCCAAGCCUGACGCUCCGGCCUGGACACAAGAGCUUUGGAUGUUUAUUUUCAAUGAUGUUAACCUGCUGAACAUCCCUCUCAUGACGAAGGAUGCCAGGUCCAAGAGCGACAUGGCCCACAUCCUGGUGCAGAGCCACACACACGGCCUGGAGGAGGUCUGCGGCGCCGUCCCUUUCAGCUGGCGCAUCCGGGACUAUGUGGAGGAGCUGUGGCUGCAGGCACAGUACAUCUCCAAGGCCACAGGACCGGAACCGGUAGGGAAGCUGGUGGAGAUCUUCCCACAGACCCCGCUGGGCCGCUUCCUCGCCCGGCUGCGUGUAGAGGAGCGGCAGGAGCUGCUGCGGUCCUACCUGAGGGACUUCCUGCUCCUGACCAUGCAGGUGUCCACGUGGCCAGAACUGGAGUUCCUGCAGAUGGCUCUGUGGUCCUGCGUCCAACAACUGAGGGUGGGGAGCCCUGAGCAGGAGCUCUCCCUCCCGUGGGUGCACUGGGCCUACCAGCAUUUCAGGGUCCGGCUCCAGAACUUCUCCAGAAUCUUGACUAUCCACCCCCCAGUUCUAGACAGCCUGGCAGCAGCUGCCCGGAGCCAGGACUUGGCUGGACCUGAGAUGACCCUGGACGCCUGGGCAGCCAUGGCCUGCACAGAGCUGCUGACCAGGGAACUCCUGAAGCCUAGCCCCCAGGCGUGGCUGCGGGCGGUGAAGAGCCUGGCAGUGCCCCUGCAGCUGCUCUGCUCUGAGGGCUACGUGCAGGGCCCGGGGAGCAGGGCCAGCGGCCUCAUCGGAGAAGUCAGAGGCCAGUGGACUCGCAUCUUCUCUGUUGCCCUCUUCGUGGAGCACGUGCUCCUGGGGACCGAGGACCACUCGCCCGAGCUGCACACGCUGCUGACCGAUUAUGUCUUCUCUCUGGACAAGUGUCUGCAGGGGAACUCAGACAUCAAGACCCUCCGCCCGUUCUCGGCGGUGAUGGCCACUCUCCGUGAGUGUAAGGACCGGGCCAGCAAGACCUUCACCCGGUUCGGGGUCCAGUCAUGCCCCGUCUGCCUGGGUGACCCACGCAGCCCGGUCUGCCUGCCCUGCGACCACGUGUUCUGCCUGGACUGCAUCAGGCGGUGGCUCACCCCCGGGCAGAUGACCUGCCCCCUGUGCCUGACUGAGCUGCCCGACGGCUUCUCCCCCAAAGUUUCCCAGGAGACAAGGGUUGCCAUCGAGCAGCACGCCCGCUUCCGCCACUUGUGCACCAGCUUCUUCGUGGACCUGGUGUCUACCUUGUGCUUCAAAGACAACUGCCCCCCAAGCAGGGACGUGGUCCAGGAACUGUUGUCCCUGCUCUUCGUGGAGAAGACACUGCUCAGAGAUGCACCCCAGAGGCACUGUGAACACACCAAGUCCCUGUCCCCAUUUGACGACAUGGUGGACAAGACGCCCGUCAUCCGCUCGGUGGUCCUGAAACUGCUCCUGAAGUACAGCUUCCCUGAGGUGAAGGACUGCAUUCAGGACCACCUAUCCCAGCUGGAGCAGAAGCCAUUCCUGGCUGAGGACAAGACAGAGCUCUAUGUGCUCUUCAGCAGCUGCCUGGAGGAUUCGAUCCAUGAGAAGAACAGCGCGCUCCCUGCCCAGGGUGACUCCACUUACCUCCAGGAGGAUGGCCAGUUCCUUGGGGAGUGUCUGCCCAGGUGCAGUAGGGACCCUGGCCUGGAGGCCUCUAUUGAGUACCUCCAGGAGACAGCCCGGAUCCGCCUCUGCCUAGACCGGGCCUGCGAGGUCCUCUCCAAGCUGCUGGAAGGCUCAGAGCUGGCGGAGGAGCAGCGGCAGUUCCUGCGGCAGGUGGAGCGCUUCUGCACGCAGAGCGGGAAUGACUGGUACCGCGUGUACCUGGUGCGCAGGCUCGUGAGCCGCCAGGGCAUGGAGUUUGUGCAGAGCUUUCUGCAGCCAGACCACCCCGCCCAGUGGGUGUUCCCCCAGGAAGUCCAGGCGCAGCAGGAGGACCUUCUGGGCCAGAUGGACCGCUAUCUGGUGCAUGGGCAGGAGUACAAGGCCGUCCGUGAUGCAGUGGGCAAGGCCGUCCUGGAGUGCAAGCCCCGGGCCAUUGCGGCUGCCCUGGAGGCCUGCAGGGGCUCCCAGACUCACCAGGCCACAUACCUGCUGCUGGCGCUCUUCCGAGAGGUGACCACGCUGUACAGGUCCCAAAACACCCACCUGCAUCCCAAGCCGCAGGAACUCAAGGCCCUUGGCAAGUUCAUCAAAGAAAGCCAGACCCUGUCCCCAGACAUGAGAGAUUUUGCGACAGGCCUUGUGACCAACGAUCUGCCACUGCUGAGGACCGCGGGGCCCGGAGACGGCGGCCUGGCGGGCAUGGUGACUGAGCUGGCCGUUCACACUGCCGCCACCCUCCUCUGUGGGCAGCACAGGGUCUUGGAGCCCCUCAGGAACUUGGCCUUCUCUCCAGCCACCAUGGCGAGGGCAUUUCUCCCGACGAUGCCCCAGGACAUGCUGGCGCAGGCCAGGAGCUGGAAGGGUCUGGAACGCGUCCAGUGGUACAGGGACAUGGAGGAGGAGGAGAAGGAAAGUCUUGACCUCCCAGGGAACACAGGUGCCUCUGAGGGCUGCUCCAGGCUCCAACUGAACUUCUGCAUGGAGCUGAGGGUGUCCAGUCAGGCUCCAGCCUCGUGCGGCCGACCCAUGGAGCAGAGUUCCUGUAUCGACUGCGGUGCGCCUGUCGGAGGGCAGAAGCACAAGCCCAACGAAGGAUUCAUGCAAGUCCAGUAC